This is a messenger RNA of Diorhabda carinulata, 7698 nucleotides long. RefSeq names its product transmembrane protein 132E (gene dtn). The coding region runs from base 527 to 4213 and encodes 1228 amino acids. The record is from RefSeq and is a predicted model, not a curated record. NCBI's taxonomy places the organism in Eukaryota, Metazoa, Arthropoda, Insecta, Coleoptera, Chrysomelidae. The transcript has 18 exons.
UUUUCAUAAUAAUUACAUUUAUUGGUAUUUCAAAAUAAUUUUAGUUGUGGUACGUGAAUAAUUAUACAUAAUGGACAAAGUACGGCACUGUAGAAAAUGUCGAUCUCCAUUGCAAUGAAUGCCCUAUAAUUUUCUAGGAAGUUUGAUGGGAGAUGGGAUGAAAAAUAUUUAAUGCGACCCUGAAAACAGGGGAGGGGCAGUCUGGCGGCGCAAGACAGUGGAUUCCCGGUCAAUAAUCGUCGUGUGUUAUGAGCAUUUUAAGGCAAGGAGUUCAACUUUAUAUAAUAUGUCCGGUUUUUUCGUACUAUCCUAAAGGGCUAGUGAAACUUUUUGGUAAUAGUGAAAAGUUUGGAAUCAAAUUCCUAAAUUAGUCCAAAAGAAAGUAGUUCAUUCAUUCUCUCGGUGCUUUAAACAGUGAUGUUCAAUCCCACAUAAUAUUAAAUUACGCUUACGAAGUGUUCCUAUUAAUCAAACUUAAAUUAUUUUAGAGGAUUUGAUAUGGAUAUCCUCGAAAAAUCCUAAAAGUAUGAAAGACGGAAUACGUUUUUCAACUUGGGUAUUUUUAUUUACAAUUGGUUAUUCAUCAUGUGUCAAUGUUCAUUUCGAAAACAAAGAUGGUGGUUUCUUUAUAAAACAACAAACACGUCAACAUUUUUCCAAUCCAGAAACUAUAAACAAUGCAGCUACGGGCAGUGGAGUUCCUUUAUCGAUUGAUAAAUUUACAGUUUUCCAAAAAUCCCAACCGAUUUCAGUUAGAGCUACUUAUGGCCCGUUUAGUACAAAACAAACUGUACCGGCGAAAUACAUCGUACCGGAUCCUUUACCUGUAAAUACCUCAGGACCUAGUAUUGAUUUACAAGACCAAGCAACUCACCAUCUUGACAUGUCCGCUCACAUUGUCCGGGACGAAAUACCAAGAGAUUCUCCAGUACUACGAGUGCUAUUUCAUACCGGUACUGAUCCAGGAGGCAGACGACAAGUGUUAUUAGCGAGACACCAUCAAAGAGUGUGUAUCGUCCUUCACGCUACUAUGGGAAAUAGGACGCCAUUACAUGCGGCUUGCAGUCCAGAUGGGGAAGACGGAGUUUGUUUAGCUCAGGUUACCAUUCCACCUUCGUGGUGGCCACCCCUACCGUCACCUGAUAAGGAUGGCAGGCCAGGAAAACUUACCAAAACACCCCCUAGAUUAGUACAAGUCGCAUAUUCGGUACUGGAACCUUGGCCAGACGAAGGAGAAGGUUGUCAUCCGAAGAUGCAAGUACAACCAUCAGCUACACUAGGCAACGUUAAACUAGUACCAGCUAAAGGAGCUUAUAAGGAAUUGAAACUAACAGAUGCCGUUACAAUAUUAGUUCCCCAUCCACCUCUGUUUCCAAUGUCGAGGAUUUAUGUGCCCGUUUUUGUCGAUAGGGAAAAAUCCAAAUUGAUGACCGCGAUUGUUGUUAAAGCAAGAAUGAAGAGCGGUGUUCGUUUUUUGGAAGCAGUACCAAUCGAAGGCAUACCUUGGAACGUUACCAUUGAUAUUAAUCCUCGACAUACAAGCGCAACUGUAACUUUAAUCAGAAAAGAACCUCCAGAUACUAAUUCAGCAAUAAUACCAGGAGAUGUCAUUGAAUUGUUUUCGUGGUUGAUCGAAAUAUCCGAAGACGCUACUGAAAACUAUGAUGGUAGUAAAAUUGUUUGGUCGGCUAGAUAUGAGCCUCAUCAAGAUCAGGAUAUUGAAGGCGAUAAUCGUAAGGAUAUCAGAAAAUUGAUUACACGUUUCGAGAUACAAAAAGACGAUAUACAAGCAGUCGUACCUAUAAGUAAAAAUUGGGAAGUAUUGAAUACUGCAGUGUUAACAGGUCUCCAAGUAUCCCAAACAAUGAAAGUAUUUAUUGUAUCUCAAGCUGGUAAAGCUGCCGAUGUAACUUUUCAGUCAUCUUGUCAUUCUGAAGACGAAAGCGUAUUAAAGGUUUCAUCGUCUUGUGGUUCGGUUUACGUAGAUGGUAGUGAAGCUAGGGGUUCCGAAAAUGGUUCAGUUAUAGUCAAAUAUGGUACAUAUACUGGGAUAGCUCAAUUCACUGUAUGGAUGCCAGAGUUUCCUUUGGAUUUAUAUGUGGCCGAUACAAGAUUAUCGCAACUGAAAUCAUGGAGGGUACCGGAUUAUCAUCCUAGUAUGUCUAAAGCGAGGAAGAGAAGGCGACGUUCUUUGGAUAGUAACUGGGGUGUUACAUCAAUCGAUGAAACCGGUAACGUAGUGGACAAACCUAUAUGUCGAUUACGAUACCAACAAACUUCUGUUGAUGUAUACGCACGUUUCCUAGCAUCCGAUCACUCAUCAGGACACAUAAGCUAUUUAAUAAACAGAAGAACGUUCCUGAGAGUAACCGAUUUGGUUUUACCGUGGUUACGAGUUAGUGAUCCGAGAAUAGCUAGUUUACACGGUAGGAUUUUACAAGGUAGAAGUGUAGGUAGGACUGAAGUACAGGUUUUAUCACCGAUAACUAGUAGAGUUUAUGGUUCGAAAGAAGUUAGAGUCGGUAAUGAUAAAGUUGGUUUAACCAAACUUUACGUACAAGUAGUUUCCGGACUGCAACUUAAUAUUUCUCCUGAUAGUUCAUUGGAGAACGUUUAUGUGGCCGAAACCGGUAUCACUAGGAAAUUAACUGCUCAAUAUCAGGAAGGACUACUGGAUAUUGAACUGGAAUUUUCUGACAGACAGAAAACUCCUCUAAGGGAUAUUGCUGAUACUGAUUAUCAUCUAGUAGUUGAAAGUUUAGAUCCUGAAGUGGUGGCUUUCGCUCCGAUGGUCGCUUCUCAUCAUCCAAGAGUAAUAGCUGUUGGAGAAGGUAGCGGAGAUCUAUUGCAGGUGACUUUGUUAUUAGCGGAAGAAUGUAGAAAUAGCGGUAAACCGAAAACUAAGGCUACAGGACCCUUAGCUUCGGCUUCUGCAACUAUUAACGUCGAUUUUAGUUCGAUUGAUCUUCAUCGACCUGACAUUUUACAAAAUGACGGUGGUAGUUACGGUUCAUCGAAGGCUAGAGAAUUUUCAGAUCUUCAGGAUAUCCUGAAAGGUUCUUCAAUUCAUUUGGAAAAUUCUGAUGAGCCUAACGUAUUAGCACGACAAUUUCAAGGAAACAAAGGAAUAUCUCGUCAAUUAUCACCGCAUCAUUCUACUCCUCUAGAAAUUAGCAUGUACGUUUUGCUUGCCGCAUUUUGUUGCGCCAUCUUGGUUUUUGUUGUAUCCUGUGUUGUAUACGCAUCGAAGUUCAAACCGAUUAAUCCUAAUAUUUCACCCGGUAUUCAUACAACAUCGACAAAUUUCAUAAUCCAACAUGAAUCUAACCAAAAAUCGAAAGAAUCUACCACCAACGCUCACGAUUGGGUCUGGUUAGGUAGAGCUACCAUAGAACCGCCAUCACAAUACGUAAACAACACUACGGAUAUGAGGAUCAUUACGAAUCCUUUGAAUAUGAAUUAUUGCGAACCGGACGAUUCUCUUAUGGGGAACAGUUUCAGUAACCCCACGCAUAUAGAACUACCGGCUACCGAUAACGGAAAUUCUAACAGGCAGAUCGAUAGCAGAACUUAUUCCAGAGGGAAAGAAAGUGGACAAAAAGUUGAGAUUUCCAAUGAUAACGAUACAGAUAUACAAGUUUGGAACAAACCGACUCCACCGCCACCGUUACCAUCACAUUCCCCUAAUAAUAAUAAUAAUAAGAAUAAUUCGAAUGAUGAUUAUAAACCGCCUGUACCUCCACACCGUAAUUUAAGCGUUUCUACAACUUCUUCUGAUUCUCCUCUUCCUAAAAAAUCUCAACAUCACCACCAUCACCGUAACAAGAAUCAAGACAAAAUUAAUCAACACAGAUUAUCGGAUGAUAUACCACUUUCGAAAACCCAAAUACCCACUCAGGUAAACGUUCCAAAGCAAAAUACAGAAAGUUGUACAGAAAAAGAUAUAUUUGAAUUUGACGACGAACCUCAAGAAUCUCCAAAACGUGACGAUAAUAUCGAGUUUGUACAGUAUUCAAAUAAUCCCAGUAAUAGAAAUAGCACGGAAGUAAAAACAGCAACCAUAGUGGGCAAUCCAAUGUUUAACGUCGAUGCAACAAAUAUUGAAACGGGUAAUAAAUCCAUGGAGCUACCAGGUCUCGAUGAUUUGCAACUAGACAUGGAUUACGAUCAAAUCAUGCAGUAUUUCGAAAAUCUCAAGGAAUCGAAUGCCUGAGUAGAAGAGAUCAUUGCAAAGAUCCGUGGUAUUUUGCUUUCGUUUAGCGAGCAAUACAAAGCUGCGGCUUUAAAUGAACAUCCUCAUUAUCCCGCAACGAAUCCGACAUGUAGUUUCGACUAUUUUUUCGAUUUCGUCAGCGAGUCGUACGCUUAAAUCGCCGUUGUGUACCUUAAAAAUGCACAAGACUGACUUAAUUGAUCAAUAAAUUGAAUUAAUUAGCCAAUAUCCAAAUAUAAAAAUCCUAUAUUGCUUAGCUGUUGGGCAUUAUAUAAUUUUUUUGGCAGUAAGGCUAAAAAGGCUGCUAGAUAUUAACCGAGUUUAUAUACAAAAUAUUCUAAAGUCUGUUUUUUAAAUUGAUAAUAACCUUUAGUUAUUUUUUUUCUCAAACUACUGUUUGGAAAUGUAACAAAUUUUAACAAUCAUCUGAUUUAGUAAUUAGAAAAACAGUGAAAGAGCUAUAAUUUAUAUAAAAAGAAGUAUGCGGAUACUGGCUUAUUAAAUUCACAUGUUAGUCGCCUUUUGAACCCAGUUUUAACAAAAAUAUUUCAGCAGUACUCUGUUAUAGAUAAAAUCAGUAAUAUUUUGGAUUUGUAAGAACCUAACCUUAUAAUUGGUUAAAAAAAUGCAAAAGUUGUUGAAUAGUACAUACGAGUAUAUCUCAAAUAUCUCAGUUUUGUCCAAAAAAAUCAAUUUAUUUGUAUCUUCUUCUCAAGAAAAUUGGUUAUUUUUCCUUUUUUCUUCACCUCUGAUAAUAUUAGGAAUAGUUUUCCUAGGUUUUGUCUUCUAGUUUUUUAGCAGUUUUCGAAAAGGUCUCUUUCCAAGUUCCAUUUUAUCCCUAGACAAUUAUUUUUCUCCCUUACCUUAUAUUUUCGUCUCCUUUCAUAUACUAUUCAACAUUUUUGUUAUAAAUCAUUGUACUAUUCCUAUUAGUGGUCAAAAGAUUAUCCUUUUUGUCAUUUUUCUUCGUAUUUACUUUUAUACUUUCCGUUGUCUUACUUUUUGAUAUAUUCUCUUUUGGUGUUAUUGCCCUAAAUUUAUAAUUAUUUUUGGGUCAGUACCCACUCAUAUUUUUCAUUAUUGGUACCUUGAACCAAUUAAUUGGACAAAUUUUACAAAAAGAUAUCGGAGAGACCAUCAUCUGGAACAAAUACAUACUGAAUUUACCAAUAUAACAAGUAUUGUGUUUGUAAUUGAAAAAAAAACCAAAAAUCAUUUAAACCAUUAAAAAAUUAUGAAUAAAUUAGUUUUUAAGUGUUCUCAAUAUUAUAAUUUGGUGUAUAAUCUAUGUAUACUUUUAUAUAUUAAUAGGAAACAGUUACCAUAACUCCAGGGGUGAUUUUCAUUUCCUGUCAGAUAUUUUGAAUCUAUAAUAGUGAAAAUCUAAUCUUAAUAAACGAAAAAAUCACGAGAGUUUUGGUAAAAAUCUAAUUUUCCACUAUAUUUAACCGGUAAUUGUUAAAAAAAUGAUUUUAAAAAGGUGGUGACAAGAGUAGAAAGUCGGAUCGAUUCUCAGAGGAUUUUUGCAGUGAUCAAAAAAAAAUUAGCCGUUAGUGUUUUUCUAGUCAAAAUAAUGAAGCUUUAUUUGAAAAAAAAAAAAGAAUAUACUCACUUUUAUACUGAGUUUUCACUAGUAUAUUAAUGCACAAAUAGUUACGAACAAUCCUAAAACGCUUUCCAGCUUCCAAAAUGCUUUAUCGUUAAAAACGUUAAAUAAACUAGUGAAAAUCAACUUUGAUUCGAUUUAAAUAAUAAAAUUUUUGUAAUUAGAGUUAUAGACAUCCAUAUUUGACCGCUGUACAAUAAAACUACUCGCUAACACACUUAAAAUCCACUAUUUCGUUCAUAUCCGGCUCGAAGGACCAACUUAACGUUUUAAAUAUUGUCCAAUUUCAGGUUAAAGUCAACUCUUGAUUGAAUUUAAUUAAAAAUAUGAACAAAUGAAACUCUAAUUGCAAAAAAUUUAUUUGUUAGCCAGUAUUUUUACUAGUUUAUGAACAACACACUUAUCUUCCCGCAGGAAAUCUCAAAUUCAAGGAAAUAUGAAAUUUUAAACGAUUUACUUGUCAAUUCCACCAUAUCGUAUUUACUUUAGAUAUUUUAGGAUGACAUUUUGGAAGCAAUAAAAAUUCUCACAUCAUUUUGAAUUUGAGUUUUUCUGCGUAUUUGUUUUUAUAUUUAAAAAUACGGGUUGUAACGGAGUAUUUAGGAUUUUUUUCUUGACAUUCCAUACUGUAUACAAGAUUAUUUUAUAGUUUAAUCCUUCAUAUAACAUUCCAUAUAAAAUACCCGUUAUCACUAAUUUUAAACUUUUUUUUCAAAAUUCCUUGAUAUUCCAUAGCUGUGUAGUCAUUUAAGUCAACGCUUUGUCACAGGGAAAAGAAGAAUAAUUCAUCUAGCCUCGUUACAAAAUUUCAACAGCCACAGCUUUUGACCAAAUUUUAAUUACCAUUUUACAAAAAAAUCUGUUUCAAAUUCAAAGGGGCAUGAGACUCUAUAUUAUGGACCGAAGCCCUAAUGUGGUCCCAUGAGAUGAGAUCAACAACAAACUGAAUAGCUGGCAAAAGGAUCAGAUGAGAAUGAUAAUCACGGCAUCAAAGAAGUCUGAAAAUCUUCUGGAGAUGUUUAGAAAUGACAUUAAACUGGUGGUAAGUCUUCGAAUUGGUCAAAUAUCAUCUUAAGACGAUAAUCAUGGCAGAGAACGAUAACUGUAGAUUCUGUGUGUGAAUAUUGCAGGACAUCUACUGUACAAACGUCCUACCCAUUCCAGAUAUACGAUUUGGUACCUCGAAGUAGUGCUAAUAUAUAAUAUUUUAGAGGCAAUACACAAAAAUCUUUUUAGGUAUAGAUGCACAGCAUUGGGUAAGUGUGUGUCACCCAAUAAAUAAUUACCCCACAUAAAAUCCUAAAUACUCUGCAUUGUUGGUUUCCUCCAACCUAGUUUCUUAUUCAAAAAUUAAAUAAACGUAUUCCGCUGUCUGCUAAUUGCGAAGACGCUUGAAAUAUUAUUUUCUAUGUGGAAUUAUUGACGAAAUAUUUCAAUGUUUACGUACUUUGAAAAAUAUUUGUUGUUAUUUUUGCAAAUAUAUAAUUUGAUUAAUAAAAUAAUUUGAAAAUAAAUUAUUUCUUCAAAAAAAUCCAAAAAAAUGAGUAUUGGAAGUCUUUGAGACUCUGUUAUUUUUUAUUAACACAUCUUCCUAAUGGUUUAGGUUGAUAUGUAAAAAUUAAUUUAUUUUGAUUAAUUCAAAAAAAUGCAACAAAUAUUUAAUUCGUACUUUAGAAGAUAUAAGAAUAAUAAGUGUGUUUGCAGUAAAUAUAUAUAUAGUUUAGUUUAUUUGUAAAUUUUUGUAUAAUAUGAUGGUGUAAAUAACUACAUUCUGUGUAUUCCCCCUGACUGAAGAAUAUUUAAGAUUUGUGUUCUAAAUAAUGUAUUACUAAAUAGCGUUUAUGUAAAUUUCUUUGUAUAUAAACUCGCCUAAGUAGAA